GCCCCUCCGGCCUCCCCGCGGGCCGCUCCGCCCCCGCCAGCUGCGGGACACGGCGGGGGGCGCCCCCGCUCCCUGCCUGACGCCAAGCCCUGCGCAACCGCUUUAUUUACGAUCAUUCGCUUCUGAAGGGAACGCCGGAGCUCUGGAAUACCAGCCAGACGUCCGCGCCCAGCAGCGCAGCGCCCACCGCCCUCACACAGAGAAACCAACAGCCCCCCAUCCCGCGCGCACCACAGCCCGCUAUUUCUUUCUUUAUCCACCUUUACUAGAGCUACGCUGGAAGUAUCGCGAGAACGGUGUAGCGGAGCUGGUGGCGGCCAGGAGGGGCGAAGCAGCGCGGAGAGCACCAAAUGAAUCAGCAGAUUCGCUCUUACAGUCAGCAGGAGCUGCUUACCCCGGGGGCUGUGGGAGAAAUGAACACAGUUCCUGGGUGUGGAGGGGGGACCCCACAAACCUGUCCAGAGACGUGGUGAGAAGCCGUUCUGUAAUGCUGAGUGCAAAACAAGGCUGUGACAGGAGGACAGAUAAGCCAAGAAGCUGCAGGGUGAUUUUUAUGCUGUCUCCAACUCAAUGUAGUCUGAAUACUUGGAAAGUUCAGGACAUCUAGGGGAGGAAGACUGGAGAACUGCUUCUUAUCUGCAACUGGAUGGCUUCUACAGUGAGCCUGGGUAAAGAAACAUUAUUGGAAGAUGGAAUGCCACCUGCAAAAAAGCCCAGGAAGCUGUUGCCAAGCCUAAAAACCAAGAAGCCUCGGGAACUUGUUCUGGUGAUUGGGACAGGAAUCAGUGCUGCAGUUGCUCCCCAGGUCCCAGCUCUGAAGUCUUGGAAGGGUUUGAUCCAGGCCCUCCUGGAUGCUGCUAUUGACUUUGAUCUUCUGGAAGAUGAAGAAAGCAAAAGGUUUCAGAAGUGUCUCCAUGAGUACAAGAACUUGGUUCACGUUGCCCAUGACCUUAUCCAGAAGCUCUCUCCGCGCACAAGCAACGUUCGCUCAACGUUUUUCAAAGACUGUUUAUAUGAGGUGUUUGAUGACCUGGAAUCUAAAAUGGAAGAUUCUGGGAAACAGCUGCUUCAGUCAGUGCUUCACCUGAUGGAAAAUGGGGCACUCGUGUUAACCACAAACUUCGAUAACCUGCUGGAACUGUAUGCAGCACACCAGGGGAAGCAUCUGGAGUCUCUUGACCUGACGGAUGAGAAGAAGGUGCUGGAGUGGGCGCAGGAGAAGAGGAAGCUCAGCGUCCUGCACAUCCACGGCGUGUACACCAACCCCAGCGGCAUCGUGCUGCACCCGGCCGGCUACCAGAACGUGCUGCGCAACACCGAGGUCAUGCGAGAGAUUCAGAAGCUGUAUGAAAAUAAGUCGUUCCUGUUCUUGGGCUGUGGUUGGACUGUUGAUGACACCACGUUUCAGGCCCUGUUUCUAGAAGCUGAGAAGCACAAAUCAGACCUGGAGCACUUCAUGCUCGUGCGGAGAGGAGAUGUGGAUGAGUUCAAGAAGCUCCGUGAGAACAUGCUGGACAAGGGGAUUAAAGUGAUUUCCUACGGAGAUGAAUACACAGACCUGCCCAAGUACUUUGGGAGGUUGGCGAGUGAGAUCGCCACGCGGGGCCGAGCAGGUAUGGGCUGUGUGCACCCUUACAGGGGAAUCUUUGGAGUGCAAGACGGUGUUACUGCCUCCUUUCCUCUGUCCUGUAUUUUUCCCCCCAAAUUUUUGCAGUUGUAGUCGGAUUUGGGGCAUAUUUUCACGCAAUCACUGUGUGUUCAUGUAGUUAAAGCAGCUGUACUGCUUCUGAUGCAUCCAUACCUAUUUUUUUACAUGCAGCUGACAUCGUUUGUUCUCUUUCUAGUGAAAGGAAAGUACGUUCUAGGCUCGUUAUUUGGUCUCAGUGACCUGCAUGCUACUCAGGCUGAGCUGAUUCUUUAACAAAUGAGAUCUCAUGCUAAUAAAUUAUAGAAGUCAGAAACCA
Molecule: messenger RNA, 1964 nt
Organism: Gallus gallus (chicken)
Lineage: Eukaryota; Metazoa; Chordata; Aves; Galliformes; Phasianidae
Gene: SIRAL1
Product: family with sequence similarity 118 member B
Exons: 8
Coding region: 647-1720 (357 amino acids)
Source: RefSeq, a predicted model, not a curated record